This is a messenger RNA of Pan troglodytes (chimpanzee), 1065 nucleotides long. RefSeq names its product guanidinoacetate N-methyltransferase (gene GAMT). Gene Ontology annotation, cellular component: nucleus; cytoplasm. The coding region runs from base 86 to 796 and encodes 236 amino acids. Gene Ontology annotation, molecular function: guanidinoacetate N-methyltransferase activity. Gene Ontology annotation, biological process: creatine biosynthetic process. The transcript has 6 exons. The record is from RefSeq and is a predicted model, not a curated record. Lineage: Eukaryota; Metazoa; Chordata; Mammalia; Primates; Hominidae.
GGACCCGCCCCCGGCCCACAAGCCCCUGCAGGGAGCGGGCCCGGGCGGGGCGCGAUCGAGGUCGGGUCGCCGUCCAGCCUGCAGCAUGAGCGCCCCCAGCGCGACCCCCAUCUUCGCGCCCGGCGAGAACUGCAGCCCCGCGUGGGGGGCGGCGCCCGCGGCCUACGACGCAGCGGACACGCACCUGCGCAUCCUGGGCAAGCCGGUGAUGGAGCGCUGGGAGACCCCCUAUAUGCACGCGCUGGCCGCCGCCGCCUCCUCCAAAGGGGGCCGGGUCCUGGAGGUGGGCUUUGGCAUGGCCAUCGCAGCGUCAAAGGUGCAGGAGGCGCCCAUUGAUGAGCAUUGGAUCAUCGAGUGCAAUGACGGCGUCUUCCAGCGGCUCCAGGACUGGGCCCCACGGCAGACACACAAGGUCGUCCCCUUGAAAGGCCUGUGGGAGGAUGUGGCACCCACCCUGCCUGACGGUCACUUUGAUGGGAUCCUGUACGACACGUACCCACUCUCGGAGGAGACCUGGCACACACACCAGUUCAACUUCAUCAAGAACCACGCCUUUCGCCUGCUGAAGCCGGGGGGCGUCCUCACCUACUGCAACCUCACCUCCUGGGGGGAGCUGAUGAAGUCCAAGUACUCAGACAUCACCAUCAUGUUUGAGGAGACGCAGGUGCCCGCGCUGCUGGAGGCCGGCUUCCGGAGGGAGAACAUCCGUACGGAGGUGAUGGCGCUGGUCCCACCGGCCGACUGCCGCUACUACGCCUUCCCACAGAUGAUCACGCCCCUGGUGACCAAAGGCUGAGCCCCCACCCCGGCCCGGCCACACCCAUGCCCUCCUCCGUGCCUUCCUGGCCGGGAGCCCAGGGUGUCGCACCAGCCCUGGGCUGAUCCCAGCUGUGUGUCACCAGAAGCUUUCCCAGCUUCUCUGUGAGGGUCCCACCAGCCCCAGGCUGAUCCCAGCUAUGUGUCACCAGCAGCUUUCCCGGCUUCUCUCUGAGGGUCACUGCUGCCCGCUGCAGGGUCCCUGAGGUGAAGUAAACGCCGGCGCUGGGCUUGGCCAGUCGGCAGUGA